AUGUUUAUUAUGGUUUAUAUUAAAAAUGUCAUAGAAGUUGUGAAAAGGAGACCAUGUUUUUCGGGAAGCUUAAUUUUAUGUGUUAAAAGAAGUGUCUGUCUGUGGUAAACUAAAGAAGCAACAGCACAACAUUAUGGUUGGUCGUGGGGGUUGAUUUUUUUUUCUGUUCCUUUUACCCAUAAAAUUACUCAUAAAAUUGUCUGUAGUGGAGACAACCACAUAUAUAAUUGUUAUGGCCAUGGAAGGAUAGGAAGAGGAGGGUAGUUGUUAUUAUCAUAUAUCAUCCAUCCUAAUGUAUCCCAUAGCAUCAAUUUUAAAAGCUUCUCUUAUUUAACAUUGGAUUUUCUUGAUUAUUUGCAUUGUCCCUCUUUCUGAUUGAUAGAUAGAUAGAUUGAUAGUAAUUAGUAGCCAUGGAAGCUAAUAACAAUUCCCAGCAGCCUCUCUCGAUCGAAAGCUUCUCUUACAGCUGGUUACUGAACCUAAAGCAGCCAUCUUUUGAAGGUAGUAGUUCUUCACUCAGAGGCUCACUGGAUGCUUCAGAUUUCAUUGAAAUGGACCCGCGAUUGCCGGCUUCUAGAAGGUUCAAGAUUAGAAGAAGCUCUCAAGACUUCAAUUUUGCUUUUCCUACUUGUUCUGAUUCUCCACUCACACUUGUUCAUGCUGAUGAGCUUAUUUCCGGUGGGCUCCUCAUGCCUCUUUUCCUCAACCAACCCCAGUUGAGGAUGGAAGAAGAUCAAGAUCAACGAGUAGAAAAAGAAAAGGAAGAACAAGAACAAGUAAUGGAUUCCACACCCUCUAGAAACGCGAAACCGGCUGCUGCUAAGAUUCGUUGUUCUUCAUUGGGGAGGUGCAGAAGGAUGUCGAAACAGAUCUUCUGGAAGUAUUUUGGUUUUUUUAGGCCGUUUUGCCAGAAAUUACGAAACCAGAGAUCUGGGUCUAGAGUUGAAGCUGUUGAUCCGACAAUUCAGGUAUAUUCAAGCAUAACCUCUCCUAGGGAGAGUAGUGCCACUUACUCUGCUUCUGAUAAUUGGAGAAGAUCAUGUGAUUCUGAAAGCUCCAUUUAUGAGGCCGUCCUCCAUUGUAAAAGAUCCAUAGGUUCGCCGAUUUGAACUUAACACACUUCCUCUCCAAUGUUGAACAGAUUGAGAGGGUAUAAAAGUAAAUUGGUUGUGUGUUUUUUUAGAAGACAUGAAGAUCGAUGAGGAAGACAAUGUACAUAUUUUUGUGAGUCAUCAUUAUAAAAUUGAGUCAUCCUCUUCUGUUCUGUUCUUCUAUAUGAGUCAGUGUAUAUCUUUCCUUCUAAUCUUUCAUUGCUUGUUCUUCCA
Molecule: messenger RNA, 1325 nt
Organism: Impatiens glandulifera
Lineage: Eukaryota; Viridiplantae; Streptophyta; Magnoliopsida; Ericales; Balsaminaceae
Product: probable membrane-associated kinase regulator 6
Exons: 1
Coding region: 411-1109 (232 amino acids)
Source: RefSeq, a predicted model, not a curated record